AUGAUUGAAAUUACCGCAAACGAUCGUCUGGGGAAGAAGGUACGCGUAAAAUGCAACCCCUCCGACACCAUCGGUGAUUUGAAGAAGCUGAUCGCAGCCCAGUCUGGCACCAGUUGGGAUCGAAUUAUACUAAAGAAGUGGUACAUCACUUUCAAGGACCAUGUUACCCUCGGAGACUACGAGAUUAAGGAUGGAAUGAACCUCGAGCUGUACUACCAGUGA
Messenger RNA from Dibothriocephalus latus, 222 nucleotides. Lineage: Eukaryota; Metazoa; Platyhelminthes; Cestoda; Diphyllobothriidea; Diphyllobothriidae. The record is from the annotation of a GenBank genome assembly.